Molecule: messenger RNA, 5986 nt
Organism: Penaeus monodon (black tiger shrimp)
Lineage: Eukaryota; Metazoa; Arthropoda; Malacostraca; Decapoda; Penaeidae
Exons: 9
Coding region: 1-2076 (691 amino acids)
Biological process (GO): axon guidance; dendrite self-avoidance; homophilic cell-cell adhesion
Cellular component (GO): axon; plasma membrane
Molecular function (GO): cell-cell adhesion mediator activity
Source: RefSeq, a predicted model, not a curated record
AUGGCCGACGGCGGUAUCGUCGAUCUGCAGAUGCCGUUCACGUCACGUCCACCCACACGGUUCUUGGCCCCGAGGCUGUCCACCCCGGCCCUCCCGGCGAGCCACUGGCCAUUCCGUCACUCGUCACCGAACUGCUGCUUACAUCGUUACAGCGCGCGGCUCGACGUCAUCACGAUUCUUCAUCCAUCACGAGGGCUUCCGGAGGAAUUUCUGUUACUGGAGGAACAGUAUAACUUCAUGUUCAUUCGGGUGCAAGGCUGUUUACAUACGCAACCUCCCUCGGCGACGGGCCUUCGAGACGACUCCGUGGUGCGCGGCCACAACCUCACCCUCGAGUGCACGGUGAAGGGAUCGCCCUCGCCCGACGUGCUGUGGUACAAGGACGACCUCCUCCUCGCGCCGAGUGCCGGCCUGAGGAUCACCAUCAAAAGACUGCGGCGAAAGAGGAGAAGUGAAUCAACAGUUUCAGAAACCAACAGAGAUUCCCUUAUCGUUUCUCAUCUGUUUGCCUCACUGCCGUCUUCUGUGUCCCCCUUUUCCUCAUCGUCAGCCUCGUCCCCUCACGCUCAUGCUCCGUCCGCAGGAGUAGGAGGAGGAGGAGUAGGUGGAGGAGGAGGAGGAGGAGGAGGAGAAGGAGGAAGGGGAAGCGAAGAGAGACAACGAAUACGAGACGGAGGCGAAGAAAUACGACGAGUCCCAGUAACCGGGAGACGGCGAGUGGCAGGAGCCCUUCGGAGAGAGCGACCGGAAGUGGCGGAAGACGGUAGACAACGACUAAAGAGAAAAAGAGUCAAAGACAAAGGCGGCGACGAAUCAGGAGGUGAAAGAAGAGCAGAGGAAAGCGGCGGGAGUGACACCGGCGACGAGGGCGGCAGGAAGGGCGGCAAGAAGAAGAAGCGGCGACAGGAGCGAGACAAAAGCCAGCAAGUCCUCGUGUCACAGCUGACGAUCCCGAGCGUGCAGGAGUCCAACGCAGGCGUGUACAAGUGCGUGGCCAAGUCCGUGGUGGGGGAGGACUCGUCCCAGGCCACGAUCCGGGUGGUGCCGCCCAUAGAUCCUCACCCCUUCGUGGAUAAAUGUCCUUAUGCUGGCUACUGUCUCAACGGAGGAACGUGUAUGAUGUUCAAGAUCGUGGGGGAGCUUGUGUGCCAAUGUGCAGAAGGUUUUAAGGGGCAGCGGUGUCAGGAGAAAGAAGUUUAUCCAACUUUCAGUCGAAACUGUCAAGGUCCGCUGAGGCAUCUCCGACACUCUCGCGGUCUACGAUGUCCACGAAAUCAGCCCACUGCACUGUGGGAGCUCUUGCAACAGAGUUUGGCCCACAAGCAGAAGGUGUCUCCCUGGACGAAGCCCCACCUUCUAAGCUGGUCGCCCACCCAUACCGGACAUGCCUACUGGCCCCGUUAUACGCGUCCUGCCCCUCACUCCUCCAAGCCACACCAAACUGCUGGGCCGCACAACCCAGCGGUGACAAGAGGCAACCUCCUCCCCACUGCCAGUGUGCUGCCGCAGAACCCCUCCUCUUCGGACCACCUUCCCGCACACCACACGACCCAGGACCCCUUCCUGCUAGACUCGCAUCUUUCAGACCUCGACCUCCCUCAGCUGCCUCGCCGACGGGACCGCGCAGGCCACCAUCGCGUCUUGCCAUCGAACCCCUUGGCCACGCGGCAGCCACAUCCGCAGCAGCCUUACCCAGAUCACCACCAGCUUCCUACCACGAGGAGUCCGUUAAAAAGAAGAGUUGGACCUGAUUCGUUCGAGAACCCACACGUGGUCAGACACCCACAGUCGCCAGCUCUGCAAUCCGAAAACCGCAAGGAGGGUGAGCGCGUUCAACCCACGAAUCCCCAAAGUCGGACACGUCAUGGUCACCGUCAUCAGCAGCAUUUCCCAGAAGAGAGAGAUUCACAUGCACACAGCAGUUCUAGAGAGGGACAAACAAAUGAACCAGCGAAAAGUUCAUGGGACCAGAAAGUGAGUGAGGCUGGACUGUCCUGGUCUUCAUCUUUGGACUCCAACACACCAACCCCGCCACUCUUCUUUACCACGCCCCACCAGGAGAACCGACGCCAGUGACGCAAUAUUUCCACACAGGGGCAUUAUGAGAAAAAGCUUUAUGUUGAAUGCAAGAGCGUCCCUGCACUCCACCUGUGAAGUGGAAAAGGAGUGGAAAGAUCGAUAGCGUGAUGACCCAUCACUUCUAUCUUGAAUAGCUGGUGUUGGUGAUUUCAAUAAUACUCAGCUGCACUUAUGGUGCUCCGCUGCUGUCAAUGGCACUGCAAGGGUCAUGUGACUUAAGUUGUUCCUGUAUGGUCGGGCAGCUGGCCAUGAUCGAAGCUUCAACCACAAGAGGAGUCGAGGAGUCCUGGGCCAGAAUCAUUCAGAGGGUCAAGUGGAUUGAAUGUCUGGCAAGCUGCAGAUAACUAGCAAGGAGCAUAGGGUUGUGAGGUGCCACAGUGUAGUGUAAGCAAGCCAAAGAAACAAGUAGUCAUAGAUAUAAGCAAGCCUGCAUUGGAUCCAUGGUGCCUGGGACAGUAUGCGCACGUGUCCACCAGUUGAGAUGUUUAAAGACUGGAGUGAGUUCCUUUCUCACCCUCAGUAGACCCAGCCACUAGUAAGCCCUGUAUUGUAGCUGAUGGCCUUGGUCGGGCUUGCAGAGCCGCCGCACGGUCAAAGCAACGAAUACUGGCCUGUAGGCUGACUGUGCCCUUGCGCCGUCAUCACCUGCACAUGAAUCCAUCGGGAAGCAUGAGGAAAUGUCGUGAGCACCGCUGCUCCUCGGGAGCACUGGACAGCUCAUGCGAUCUUCCUUGGACUUGUGUGCUCUGUCUGUGAGCACUUGUGUUCUGAGUUGUGCACGCCAGUUUUGCUUGGUCAGAUCCUGGGGAUCAAAGAACAAAAGACAUGUAUACUUGUACAUAGCCAUAUAGACUAUAUAUUAAGUGUUUAAAAUGUUGUAAGUGUCUAGUGCUUCUGUUCAGCAACAAAAUGUGAGAGUGAAGUGUUAGUGUAAAUACUGAGGAUGUGGCCCGAGCGAUGGUGUUUAUACACAAUGGAAUGUGCCUUGAUUGACUUUGCAUUUACAAGACUAGGAUUGGCUAGACCACUUAAUUUGAUUGAAGUGAUUUCAUUAGAUAUUAUUCGGUGUAUAUAAUUUGUCUUUCCUUCUUUACUCUUAGUUGUAAAUUUCUCUCUUUGUAACAUGAGUGAGCAUGGAAUGAUAUAUUUUGUUUUCAACACAAAGAUGAAUGGUGUAAGGACAGGUGCCAGUUUGUACCAGAACUGCUUGUCUCAGGCUGCUAUCUCCCACUCAAAAACAUUUUCAUUAUAUCUUUCGGGUUUAAUCGCCUUUGGGUUUGUUCCAGGAUGUAUUAAAAACAUUGACUACUAAAAAUAAAUAAAUCCUCUUCACUGCAUGUCCAUAAAAGGAUUAUAUUUAUAACUUUAUACAUUUUUUUUUUUUCAUCUUUAUUAUACUACGAAAAAAUACUACUUAUAUGCAUUAAGUUCAUGCAAAGAAAGAAAUACUGAAUUGCCUUUAUCGUCUUCAGAACUUCAUGUUUCUUUCCAGGGGAUCCUGUCUUUAAAUGAAUAUACAAUAUGCUCUUCUUAGGUGCAAGUAGUGCCUUGAGUUCAUUAUUUGCCGGUGACAAAGGGGUAAAAUUAUAGAUGGAUAAUAUAGGUUUAAUAGCUAGAAUAUGAUUUGGGAUAUUGACAGCUAUGAUGCAGUACUCCUACAGCUGUUGAUCAUUUCGAUUUCCAACUUGUAUUCUUUUGUAUUGUGUUGAAGAUCAAGUUUUAUACAACGACCGUUUCAAGUCCGAAGCUUCUUUAUUGCUAGAUGUCACCGUGUAAUGUCAUUGGAAUUAUACUUGUGGAUUUCGAAUAGCAACAAUAGAAGACUUUGAAAUAUUAUUGCCUUUGAUAGAUAUAUUGCGCAAGGUAAGAAUUCAUCUGUUCUCUCGUCUCACGUAAUUGCGGUGUUUGGUAAUCUGCAACAAUUUGAGAGUAAAUGAAUGUCAGACCACAAAAUCAUAAACGAAUCACAGGUUCGUGAUUUUUUUUUUUUUUUUUUUAUAAAUGAAAAUAAUAAAAAUGAAAAAUAAAUAAAUGUGGAUAAUUGGCAAGGUUGACAAAAAGUCCCAUGAUAAUUUUCCCCGUCACCAAUUAAUCUUGCGUUGAAGUUCCAUGAAUGAUUUGCCACGUGUAAUAGCCUGCACACUAAGAAGCCGUAAACCAAGACACUGUCGGAAGAGGGUGUCGGGUGUCAUUGUGCUGGCAUCCUCUGAAAUCCAAGGUGAGGCACCACAGUCUCCAAAAGAUCAUUCUUUUUCCUUAUCGUUUUCUACUUGCCGAGCUGGCUGGCUAGCUCUGGUCAUUGAGUUUUGUAUGGCGCGAGGUUUACUAGAGUAUGUUUCUUGGCAUUUAGUUGUCUCCCAGUACGGGCAGACGCCUGAUUGGUCUGCCUGGAAGCAGGCUAGUCCAGCAUCCUAUAGAGGAGAGGUCAGGAACCGUUCUCCACUUCCAUCGAGGGUUGCCAGGCUCUGCACGGGCUUGGGCUCUGCCUUCAUCCCGAAAUGCAAAUUCCAGCAAUCUGCAGUGAGACAAACCAUGCUGUCACUACCUACAAUAAAUCGUCUAUUUUAUUGAUAUGCUCUUCCCUUUAGGAUGGAGGCAGUAUUACUUGAUCUCAUUCCCUGGUUAGUGGCAGUAGUCGCUUGGAACCUGUGCUCCCGCUGCCCCCAGAAUCCUAGGCCAGCCUAGAGUAGUCCAAGCAACCAUCUCCACUUGGGGAGUUGCAAUGUUAAGGCGUGAUGGCUGCCCCUGUCACCACCACUUCUUGCGCGGCUCCAGAAGGCGGGGUCGCAGGGAUGGAAGCAUUUCCUCCCUUUGUGUCGGUGCAUGAGGGUCAGCCUGGCUUGUGUCUUGGUCCAGCUUGAGCUCUGCGUAGGCCCACUCUUGUGUGCUUAUCUGCCGUCCUAUUGUCUCCCAAGCAGGUGCAGAAAAUACAGUGAGAUUAUAACCAACCGCAACACUCUUAAAAAAAAAAAAAAAAAAAAAAAAAAGAACUCGGAUGGAGUGGCUACCCAUCUAGUUGACUGCCCUGUCACGUGGAGACCCCUUCAGGUCCCUAGCAAUGAGGUCCUGGUUCCCUCCAGCUCUACUAUGAUUCCACUUGCCACAAACCAACUACCUCAGUUGAUAAUGUACAGUUCGUCAAGGUGCGUGUAGUGCGUUCAAGUAAUCAAAAGUCCGGUUGGUGACAACCACAUUGACCUGGUUCGGGAUUGACUGAUGUGCUGUUGUAAGGCCAGUUUUGAAGAGACAGCCAGGCCUGGGAAACUGUUAGGUGCUGCAGUUUCCGUAUGUAGUACUAUAUAUAACUAUUUUGAGUACUGUUUGAUUUGGCUGCCAAGUCAAAAAAAAAAAAAAAUUGAGGAGACAAGGUGAUCAUAAACGCAGUAAGUCCCGGACAGUCAUAAUCGUUUUAUUUAUUUUCAUUUUUAUUAUUGUUAUUAUAUUUUUGCUGGGGGAGACCAAGGCACUCUCACUUAUGUGUCAACUACUUGUCAUUACUUAUCAUCUACUCUUGUCUUCUCUAUGUGCUGUACUUGUCUAUUGUACUGUUAAAUGUCCAAAGCAAAGCUAGUUUUGCUACAGACUGAAAUCUAGUGUAUAGCGUUCGUAUCUAUGCAUAAUAGAUGUUUUAUUUAUUUUUUGCUGCCCAAUAUUUUGUGUCAUAUAUAUGAAAACUCAAUGUUGCUAGCUUCAUGGGGUAAAAUAAAUGACCACUUGAAGUAAUGAGAUAUUUAAAAAAAAAUAUUCAAGAUACAGAAGCCAAUGUGUAUGUGUUAAACUGUAAAUAGUAAUUAUAAUAAUGAUAAUAUUACUUAUAAAUGUCGUCAUAAAUGGCUCUCGCUGCAGAUGCAUUUAUGUGACUCGUAUGUUAUGUUAGAAAAGCCAAAUAAAUUACGAGUCUAGUAUA